AUGGAUACAGAUAACACAAUUUCAAGUAAGUAUGAAGUUCACCUUCAAGCAAGUCAACGUCAAAUCUGUGGUGAAGAAAGAGAAAAAAGGAAGUAUGUUCUUCAACAAAAGAGAAACAACAGAGGUUGUCAUCCUGCAUCAACAUCUGAUUCUGUUGAAAGGAUUCCAUUUUCAAAUACUUCAAGUGGUUCAACCAACAAUGUCGAAAGAAGGAAUGUCCAUCACACUCCUUUUGGAAGUACUAAGCAAAUAUCCAAUUUUGUUGAGAGGACUCCGUUAUCAGAUAUUACAAAUUGUGGAAUAUCUAAAAUUGAAUUACAAAUGAGUGAUGAGAUGUUACCAGAUUCUGUGGUUAAGAAGAUUCAUGGAAUUUCUAAAGAUUAUAUUGAUCAUGGAGAUGUCAUCUUUGUGUGUUCUAAAUGUGAUGCAAUGUUAUGGGAAGAUGAAAUGCUUAGGGGAAAUCAAAAACGUAACAAAACAUCAUAUUCUCUUUGUUGUUCAAAUGGAGAUGUUGAGCUACCACGACCGCCUACACCUCCUCCAUUACUACGUCAUUUAUAUAAAAGUCGUACCUCACAGUCUCGCAAUUUCAUGGAUAAUAUUCGAGCAUAUAACAUGAUGUUUUCCUUCACAUCUCUUGGUGGAAAGGUUGACAAAAGUUAUCAGAGAGGUAAAGGUCCUUAUGAAUUUAGACUACAAGGUCAGAAUUAUCAUCGAAUGGGUAGUCUACUUCCAGACGAUGGGGAAGAACCUAAAUUCCCCCAGCUUUACAUAUAUGAUUCACAAAACGAAGUUGUAAAUCGUCAAAAAGCAAUAGAAUGCAAAACUACAAGAAACAACCAGCUUGAUAGUACAACCAUAGAGGGUCUUAAAGAUAUGUUGGAUUCUUGCAAUCCUCUUGUCCAAUCCUUCAGAAUGGUAAGAGAUUGUUUUCAAGAAAAUGAGUUUCAAGAUGACGUUGUUAGAAAGAAGUCGGUUGGUCUUCAAAGAAUUAACGAGCUUCAUCCCUCUUACCUUGCUUUGCAAUAUCCACUUAUUUUCCCAUAUGCGGAAGAUGAUUAUAGAGUUGGUAUUAAACAUAGAGGGAUUGCGAUUGAUGAUGAGCAGUUUUUGGUUGAUGGAUACACGAUGAUAGAAUCUGCCAGGUUGAAUUAUAUAAGGACACAACAACCUAAACUUAGAGUACAAAAUCUUAAGACCUUGAAUGCUACUGUUGAAAGUGGAGAGAAUAAUGCCUCAAGUUGUGGUAAACCUAUACUUUUACCUUCAUCAUUUACUGGUGGUUCUAGAUAUAUGAUGCAAAAGUACUUGGAUGCUAUGGCAAUUUGCAAGUCUGUUGGAUAUCCCGAUUUAUUCAUAACGGUGACUUGUAAUCCAAACCGGCCUGAGAUUUACAGGUGUUUGCACGAUAAAGCUCUUAAUGCUGAAGACAGGCUGGAUAUUAUCUCUAGAAUAUUCAAGUGUAAAUUGGAUCAUCUUAUAAAAGAUUUCAAGAAACAUAAAUUCUUUGGUGAUAUACAAGCAGUUAUGUAUACAGUGGAAUUUCAGAAGCGUGGACUCCCACAUGCUCACAUAUGUUUGUUCUUGGGUGCUGAAAGCAAAUUUCCAAAUGCAUCUGAUAUUGAUCGUGUUAUUACUGCUGAGAUACCAGAUAAAGAAAGAGAUCCUGAAUUAUAUGAGCUUGUCAAGCAAUUUAUGAUUCAUGGACCAUGUGGAUAUCUUGUCUAUCGUCGCCGUCAAACAAGUAAUACGGUAGUAAAGAAUGGUGUGACACUUGAUAAUAGAUUUGUAGUUCCUUACAAUGCUCUCCUGCUCAGAAAGUAUCAGUGCCACAUUAACGUUGAAUGGUGCAACCAGUCAGGUUCUAUCAAAUAUUUGUUUAAAUAUAUUAAUAAGGGGCCUGAUAGAGUCACUGCUUCUGUUUUUCAAUCCAAUAGCACCAAGAAUAAUACGGAACAGAAUGUAGCUGUAGAUGAGAUAAAAGCAUACCUUGAUUGUAGAUAUAUCUCUGCUUGUGAAGCUGCUUGGAGAAUAUUCAUGUAUGAUAUACAUUAUAGAUAUCCAGCUGUUGAAGUAAUACCUUUUCAUUGUGAAGAUGGUCAGAGUAUUGUGUAUAACGAUCAUGAUAAUUUGUGUGAUAUUGUUACUGAUCCAACUGUGAAAAUGACAAUGUUUACAGAGUGGAUGAAUUGUAAUAAAGUCGAUGAAUUUGCCAGGACAUUGAGGUAUGUUCAGUUUCCGGGAUAUUAUGUAUGGAAUGCUAAAAAUCGUGAAUGGAAUCGAAGAAAGCAUCCGUAUGGAUCAAUUGGGAGGGUACAUUCUGUCCCACCAUCACUUGGUGAUUGUUAUUACCUAAGGAUUUUGCUGAAUCAUAUUAAGGGACCAACCUGUUUUGAAGAUAUAAAAACAGUUGAUGGGCAGAAUUUGGAUCUUCAACAGGAAGAACUUGAAAAUAUCUAUCUAUCUGAAAUUGAAAAGUUGCUACUUACCAAUGGAAGUACAGUGAGAAAUUUUGAUGAUAUGCCAAGUGUUCCGGACAAUUAUGUUUCAUCGUCGAACAAUCGAUUGAUAAUGAAAGAAUUAUCGUAUGACAGACUAGCUCUUCAAAGGGAACAUGAUCGUUAUGUAAAGUGUUUAACUGCCGAACAGGAAAGGAUAUAUAAAAUUGUUAUAGAAGCGAUUGAAAAAGGUGAUGGAGGUGUGUUUUUUGUAUAUGGUUAUGGUGGAACUGGAAAGACGUUUCUUUGGAAGACAUUCUUAGCUGCAUUACGAUCAAAAGGUGAAGUUGUAUUGAAUGUUGCAUCCAGUGGAAUUGUUUCACUUUUGCUAGAUGGUGGUAGAACUGCUCAUUCAAGGUUUGUAAUUCCAAGAAUUCAAUAUGUUCGAUAG
Helianthus annuus (common sunflower) is the source of this 2889-nucleotide messenger RNA. RefSeq lists its product as uncharacterized. The transcript has 10 exons. NCBI's taxonomy places the organism in Eukaryota, Viridiplantae, Streptophyta, Magnoliopsida, Asterales, Asteraceae. The coding region runs from base 1 to 2889 and encodes 962 amino acids. Gene Ontology annotation, molecular function: DNA helicase activity. The record is from RefSeq and is a predicted model, not a curated record. Gene Ontology annotation, biological process: DNA repair; telomere maintenance.